This is a messenger RNA of Trichoderma citrinoviride, 2453 nucleotides long. RefSeq names its product RCC1/BLIP-II protein. The transcript is spliced from 2 exons. Gene Ontology annotation, biological process: mitochondrial respiratory chain complex III assembly. The coding region runs from base 127 to 1962 and encodes 611 amino acids. Gene Ontology annotation, cellular component: mitochondrial inner membrane. The record is from RefSeq and is a predicted model, not a curated record. NCBI's taxonomy places the organism in Eukaryota, Fungi, Ascomycota, Sordariomycetes, Hypocreales, Hypocreaceae.
AUCUGCAACCUCAUAGCUUGAGGCUGAAGUUCCAGGUUGUCUGCUGCAAAUCAUCCGCGGGCCAAGUCAAAUCCACAGCGGGGCUGUCAGAUCAUCUCUGGUAGGACCCUUAAGAGACUCGCAGCCAUGAGAGCCUCUCAGUCUUCUCUUCGACGAGCGUCCCGGCUUCGCCUCCCAGCCCGACCGCAUCUCGCUGCGUCUCAGCGUCAAUGGGUUCGUUACAACAGCGGCGAGGCAGAGCCAGAGGCAGGUCCCAAGCGGCGAGGAGGCAAGGCCGUCGGAUUUGCCGCCGUCUUCGCUGCGGCGGCAGCCGGAGCAUACUACUACCCCAGGCUCCGAGAUCAGCUCACCCCAGCUUCCAAGGAGACCGAGACAAGGACGGCGGAAGGAUAUCAGAAGGCCGAGCUGGAGUUUGAAAAGCCUCGCGAGCAGGCCGUCUCAAAGGAAGACAAUCGCGACCUGAUCAGCUCCCAGCACCUCCAAGUGAAGAAGAGCUGGGAGCUUCCUGGAGUGUUCGCUUGGGGUUCCAAUACAGGAAAGGUCAUUGACCCCAGCUCAAGCGAGAAAUACAUUAAGCAUCCGCGCAGGAUAUCCUUCUUCGACAAUCAGCUUCUUCGCGAUUUGAAGCUGACCCAGAAUUUUGGUGCAGCCAUUACGGAAAAGGGCGACCUCGUGCAAUGGGGCUUGGGGUUUUCCAAGACAGAUCCCACACCUGUGACGACCCUGAAGGGCAAGGAUCUGUCCAAGAUUCAAGUGUCAGAGGACCGAAUCAUUGCUUUAUCCCGCGGCGGUUCUGUCUAUGCCAUUCCAGCCUCGCGUGAUGACCAGGAAGGCGGCAAGAAGCUGGAGGAGAACAAGAGCUCGUGGUCUCUCUGGUCCUCUCCAUCUGGCAGCGAAUCUAUCAGCUUCCAGACCCUGACUCCAGCGGGUCUUAAAUGGGGUGAGCGCGUUACUGAUAUCAGCAGUGGCCUUGAGCAUUGCUUGAUGCUCACAUCAAGCGGCCGGGUCUUCUCUUCUGCCUCAAGUGCCUCAUCCUUCCCGAGCAAAGGACAGAUGGGCAUCCCGGGCCUCACUUGGGAGACACGCCCCAAGGGACGCUAUGAUCAGCCGCACGAGAUCUCGUCGCUCAAUGGGUUUGACAUUAAGAAGAUCGCGACAGGAGACUACCACUCAGUUGUCCUAGACAAACUUGGGCGGAUCUUUACCUUUGGCGACAACACAUUCGGUCAACUUGGCUUUGAGGCACAACUGGGAGAUUCUUCUGUCUCUACGCCUACAAUCUUACCGGUCCAUAAGCUGUAUGCGAAAAGCGGACUGAUCCCGAAAGUCUCGUCAAUUGCCGCUGGCGGAAUGAAUACUUUCUUUGUCUGCGAGGCCGAUAUGCCCGACGCGAGCGGCACCGAGGCCGGCGCUACGGCGCCUUCCAGGAGACUACCGCGGAGCACAUGCGACGUCUGGGCCGCAGGACAGGGCACCACCGGCUCGCUAGGCACUGGGAAAUGGACUCACGUCUCCCUUGGGCCAACAAAGGUCAAGGCGCUGUCGGGACUCUCUGAGUUUGACGAGAGAAGCAACCAGCUGAUGCCCAUCAAGAUCAAGGACCUGAGCAUUGGCACAACCCACAGCGCGGCAGUCAUGGACAACGUUACACAAACGUCCGUGUCGGGCCGGUCCUCCGAGAACGAGACGAACUGGGGCUCUGACGUCGUUUUCUGGGGAGGCAAUGAGCAUUACCAGCUGGGGACGGGCAAGCGGAAUAACUUGAACGCCCCAAGCUACAUUGGACCACUUGAUGGGGGCGAAGGGGAUGCUGCACGAGGAAGAGAGGGUGAAGUGCAUCGAUUAUGCCUCACGCCUCGACAGACUGCACGGCUAGGAGAAGGUGGUAAGGGCCGCAAAGCGACGCUGGAGCAAAAAGUCGAGUGCGGUCGAUUUGUCACAGGGGUCUACUCUGCCAUUUGACGGAAGCAGGGAAAAGGGGGGGCAACGGGGAUAGGCGAGAGGCUGUAACUAUGGAGCGAUGUGAAAAGGGCUGUUGAAACGGACCACGGGCAACCAUAGGCCAGGGCUCAGCUGAUGCAAGGUUGUUGGCUGCACACAUCCGACCUGUUACCGAAGCACGUCGAUGUGUAGGUUUGUUGUGUGUGUCACAUGUCUCACACAUGGGCUGCGUGGUGAUGGUGUGUGCGACGGAUCAUCGUUGCUGGGUGGUGCUGAAACGGACAAUGACGGGUGGAGGGACACGACAAACGAAAACGAAGAGAGAGAAAUGGAAAAGGGGGCACAAGGGAAAAGGAGGAAAAGGUAACGCAGAGGAGGAUCAGAGGAAACAGCGUCAACACUUGUGUAUGUACGAUAUCAAGAUCGAUCUCUACCAUGGUGUAUCUUUGAACUUGUAGGAUUACCUUACCUUGUGCUUUGUAUACACCAGACAACCCGAUCGGGAACCUCAA